Messenger RNA from Schistocerca cancellata (South American locust), 943 nucleotides. RefSeq names its product molybdenum cofactor biosynthesis protein 1-like. Gene Ontology annotation, molecular function: cyclic pyranopterin monophosphate synthase activity; GTP 3',8'-cyclase activity; 4 iron, 4 sulfur cluster binding. The transcript is spliced from 5 exons. The record is from RefSeq and is a predicted model, not a curated record. NCBI's taxonomy places the organism in Eukaryota, Metazoa, Arthropoda, Insecta, Orthoptera, Acrididae. Gene Ontology annotation, biological process: Mo-molybdopterin cofactor biosynthetic process. Bases 66 to 563 code for a protein of 165 amino acids.
CACAGCUUUACUUCCACCAGUACCUCAUCUUCUACCUUCCAAACUAAAAGAUAAAUUGUGUUGUAAUGCGAGGUUUUAAUGAAGAUGAAGUGUGCAGUUUUGUGGAGUUAACAAAAGAGAAAAAUGUUGAUGUAAGAUUUAUCGAGUACAUGCCUUUCAGCGGCAACAAAUGGAAUGAUGGGAAGAUGGUCUCAUUUAGUGAAAUGCUCCAAAUAAUUAGAAAGCAGUGGCCUGAUUUUGAACCUCUUCCCAAUGGGCCCAAUGAUACCUCAAAGGCAUACCAUGUCCCGGGCUUCAAGGGACGUGUGGGAUUUAUUACCUCAAUGAGUGAACUCUUCUGUGACACGUGCAACCGUUUACGGAUAACAGCUGAUGGCAAUUUGAAGGUGUGUCUCUUUGGGAAUUCAGAGAUAUCUCUCAGAGAUGCAAUACGAAGCAAAUGCAGUGAGGAUGACUUGCUUGCCAUGAUUGGGGCAGCAGUGAGAAGAAAGAAGAAACAACAUGCAGGCAUGAUGAACCUGUCAAAGAUGAAGAAUCGGCCAAUGAUUCUUAUUGGAGGAUAACAGUAUGUAUAACUUAAACUUGAGAUUCUUGAAAAUAAAGCUAGUCAGUAUUUCUUACAGUACUGAUUUAAAUACAUCUAAAAGAUCGCUGUUACGUAAAUGAAAGUUGAUGAGCAAAGUCUUAGUGGACAUUUGUAUAAAAUUGUCAUAGGUGUUAUUUACAAGAAGAGUAAAUAGUUUCAAUAGGAAUGUGGUGAGACAUUUAACAAAUGUCAUGACCACACAUUAAUAGGACCUUAUAACACUACCAUUAUGAUAUUAGUAUGCUUUUACGUAAAUAACAGAAACCCUGUCUCUAUGUUGCCACGUAUAACCCUCUUACUAAAAUUUAGUUUAGUUUCCAAAUAAAAUACAUUAUGGAAGGAUACUCCUGUUUAUAG